Chondrus crispus (carragheen) is the source of this 671-nucleotide messenger RNA. RefSeq lists its product as hypothetical. The record is from RefSeq and is a predicted model, not a curated record. Bases 291 to 671 code for a protein of 126 amino acids. Lineage: Eukaryota; Rhodophyta; Florideophyceae; Gigartinales; Gigartinaceae. The transcript is spliced from 3 exons.
GUUCGUACCAGUUUGCGUCAUGGACGCCCCUAUCACUUCAUCUACCCAGAGUCCAUCAACGGAUCGAAGCACCACAAGAUCUGCCACACAUGCCGCUAAAGCAAUCGCAGAAGACAGACAAGUAGAAGCUUCUAAAAAGCGGUCCUCUCUAAACGGCCCCCCUCAGCCCGUCAAGAAGACGAAACACAUCGCCCUUUCGACUGACAACUAUUCUAUCCUUGUGGCGAGCUACAAUAUUCGCUUCAGCGAGUAUUCGCCCAGGUGCACGUGAUCCGUUGGACGGCACAACGAUGUACAACUUGCGUUUGUUGCGGGCAGGUACAGUACCUUGCUGGAGGUCAGUGCGCAAAACUCGUGGGAUUUUUCAAACUCGGGUUUACUUUACGUCCAGCGAGUUUGUGGGCAAAUGGAAAAAAACAACGCGUUAUUCUACGGACAACGUUACUGUAUCUGUACAGACCUCCCUCUCUCUAAUCUCUGUAGGCCCAACUGCAUGCUCAUCUGGCACUGUCAUGCCAACUGCAUCCCCGAUUGAGACAAACACCCUCCUUGUCAGAGCCUUCCCGUUCCUCCUUCUUCCAGCGCAUGCUUCUACACUAUCUGCCCCCCCCCCUCCCACACCCGCAACGCAAUCCCCGGUCAUCGCCACUCCCGUGUCCCACCGCCCCUGA